AAUCUUGGAGUUUAAAGCUGAUAGCUUCUCAAGAAAAUGGACAUCAAGAAGAAAGAAGCCAUGGCUUUUCUUUUUGCAUCUUUGGCAAUAUUGGCCUUUGCCAUCAGCGCAAAUGCCCAACCCCUUGUUCCGGCUUUGAUCACAUUUGGAGAUUCGGCUGUGGAUGUCGGAAAUAACAACUACCUUCUCACCCUUUUCAAAGCUAAUUAUCCACCUUAUGGAAGGGAUUUUAUUAACCACCAACCCACCGGAAGGUUCUGCAAUGGAAAGCUUGCUACUGAUAUUACAGCCGAUACUUUGGGGUUUACAACUUAUCCGCCAGCAUAUCUUAGCCCUCAGGCAUCGGGGAAGAACCUUCUCAUUGGAGCCAACUUUGCUUCUGCUGCAUCUGGAUAUGAUGACAAAACAGCCUACUUAAACCAUGCUAUACCACUGUCCCAGCAAUUGCAGUAUUUCAAAGAGUAUAGAAGCAAGCUAGAACAAGUAGCAGGCACCAGUCAAGCAGCAUCCAUCACCGGGGGUGCACUAUAUAUUUUGGGUGCUGGUAGCAGUGACUUCUUACAAAAUUAUUACUUCAAUCCCUUGCUGAACAAAGUCUACACCCCCGAUCAGUAUUCUUCCUACCUUGUUGGCAUAUUCUCAAACUUCGUGAAGAAUUUGUAUGGGUUAGGAGCCAGGAGAAUUGGAGUGACUUCAUUGCCGCCACUGGGGUGUCUUCCAGCAGCCAGAACUUUAUUUGGAUUUCACCAGCCUGGGUGCGUUGCUAAUCUCAACACCGAUGCCCAACAAUUCAAUAAGAAGAUCAACUCCGCCGCAGCCCAGCUCCAGAAACAGUUUCCAGACCUCAAGCUAGCCGUCUUCGACAUUUUCAAUCCCCUGUACGACGUGGUCAAAUCCCCUUCCAAUUAUGGUUUCAAAGAAGCAACCAGAGGUUGCUGCGGAACAGGGACAGUUGAGACAACGAUAUUCUUGUGCAAUCCGAAGUCACCAGGAACCUGUAGCAACGCAACCCAAUAUGUGUUUUGGGACAGCGUACAUCCAUCUCAGGCUGCGAAUCAGAUUCUUGCCGAUGGGUUGAUCGCUCAAGGCAUCAGCCUCAUAGCUAUAAAAACAGUAGUCAUGGCAAAAACUUACAAAGAUAAAGAAAUUUUCAUCAUAAGCGGCAUGCCAUGUCCUCGAUUAACUCCUUCUUUCAAGACAAACCUUUUCAAGAAAAUGGGCGUCAAAACAAAAGAAGCAUUAGCUUUCAUAUUUGCAUCAUUGGCCUCCGCCAUGAUUGUAGUUGCCCAACCCCUUGUUCCCGCACUGAUAAUUUUUGGCGACUCGGACGUGGAUGUCGGGAAUAACAACCACCUAUCAACCUUUUUCAAAGCCAAUUUUGCACCUUAUGGGAGGGAUUUUGCUAGUCAUCAAGCCACUGGAAGGUUCUGCAACGGAAAGCUAGUUACUGAUUUUACAGCUGAUACUCUGGGCUUUACUCUCUAUCCGCCAGCAUAUCUUAGCCCCCAUGCAUCAGGGAAGAGCCUUCUCAUUGGAGCCAACUUUGGUUCUGCUGGAUCUGGCUACGAUGAAAAAACUGCCUCCAUAAAUCAAGCUAUAUCAUUGCGGCGGCAAUUCCAAUAUUUCAAGGAGUAUAAAAGCAAGCUAGAAAAAUCAGCAGGCACCAAAAAAGCAGCAUCGAUCAUCGGGGAUGCUCUGUAUAUUUUGGGCACUGGUAGCGGUGACUUUUUACAAAAUUAUUACUUCCAUCCUGCACUUAACAAAGUCUACACCCCUGCUCAGUACUCUUCCUACCUGGUCGGCAUACUCUCCAACUUCGUCAAGGAAUUGUAUGGGUUAGGAGCCAGGAGAAUUGGAGUGACUUCACUACCGCCACUGGGUUGCCUCCCAGCAGCCAGAACUUUAUUUGGGUCCACCCGCCAGAGUGGAUGCGUUGCUCAUCUCAACACUGAUGCCCAAGGAUUCAAUCAAAAGCUCAACUCCACCGCAAUCCAGCUUCAGAAGCGGCUUCCGGACCUCAAAUUAGCUGUCUUCGACAUUUUCAAGCCCCUCUACGACGCUGUCAAAUCUCCUUCAGAUUAUGGUUUUAAAGAAGCAACCAGAAGUUGUUGCAGAACAGGGACAGUUGGGAAAACUGUAUUCUUGUGCCGUUCAAGAUCAUCACGAAGCUGUAGCAACGCAACCCAAUAUGUAUUUUGGGAUGGGGUACAUCCUUCUGAGGCAGCUAAUCAGCUUCUUGCCGAUUCAGUACUCUUACAAGGCAUCAGCCUGAUAGGAUGAGUUCCAACUUUUCUUUCACUAGGUGCAUUUGCGAACUCUACCAAAGAAAAAGGACGGGGAAAAAAAACAGAAAGAAAAAAGGGUGCAUCUGUAAGAGCUAGGCCUAUCAUAAAAUUUUUUUUCCCACUUUUUCUGUAUUCCGAUUGCCAAUGGAUUCUGCUGUACUUCAAUAACGUCUCUAUAUUCCAAGUACGUGCCUUAAUUUUGAUAAA
This is a messenger RNA of Coffea eugenioides, 2492 nucleotides long. RefSeq lists its product as uncharacterized. Lineage: Eukaryota; Viridiplantae; Streptophyta; Magnoliopsida; Gentianales; Rubiaceae. The record is from RefSeq and is a predicted model, not a curated record. Bases 37 to 2280 code for a protein of 747 amino acids. The transcript has 11 exons. Gene Ontology annotation, cellular component: apoplast. Gene Ontology annotation, molecular function: hydrolase activity, acting on ester bonds.